AUGGGUGAAGGUCCCCCAUUCAACGCUCCGAUUGUUGAACAUUCACAUCAAUCUACAUCGCAUGUCUUGGUCGACACUUGGAACGUCGACUCGGCAGUGCUCUCAAACGCUCAGAUUGGUUCCACAGUAUCCACUGAUACUUAUCCUGCCUUGAAUGAUGACCUCUCUUGGACCACCCGUCCGCCAUGGGACAUGAACUUCCAUUUCAAUUCAAAUGGAAUGAUGGGCAGUCUUGGUGGUAUAUGGAACAAUAGGACUGAUACCUUCCCGUUCUUACAAACGCUGGAGCCAUUCUUGUCACCACUCAAUUGUCUCGAAAUAGAGCCUGAUAUUGUCGAAAAUGCUCCGGAGUUGCCUUCUGCUGUCAUGGAGGAAUCAUCCUCUCGAAUCUUUCCAAGGCAUCGUACCUCAAGGGCGGAGCCUUGCCUAGAGUUUCCCUCAUGCCAAUCAACACAUUUGCAACAAGCUGAAGCUGAGGUAUUUGGGCAUGUCUCAGAGAUAUCGGCGUCGUCAAUCGAGGCGCUACGGUUAUUCUACAUGACGCAGCGUCAGGAACUUCCGUCACGAUUCAUCUCGACUCGCAUCCUGUGUACCUUUGUUGAUCUCUAUUUUGAGUACUUUGACGCUCAGUUCCCUCUCCUCCAUCCACAUCGUUUAGAGGCUAGUGGACUGCACUGGACUCUUCUGUUAGCAACGGCGACAAUCGGCAGCCAAUACUCUGAUAUCGAGAAUGCACAUGAAUAUCGCGCAUCUCUCUGUGACCUACUCAAGAGGUCGAUGCAGCUAAGUGACCUUGAGGACAUCAAAGAGAUGAACAUAUCUAUUGCUCAAAGCGUGUUUCUGUAUGAUGUCUUCUUGAUGUUCUCUGGAUCCAGGAAAGACAAGACAAUACUACAAUACCGAAAGAAUAUUCUUAUAACGAUAUGCCGAAAGCUGCGUCGGAACAGAGAUGCCCAGGUGGCCUCUGAACUCGAGGAACGAACCACGCACGAUGAAUGGCUGUCAUGGCUUUCAAUCGAGGAAGAAGUCCGCCUGUUAUCUUGUGUUUACGUGCUGGAAUGCUUGGGAUUUGUCUUUAUGGAAUUUCCAACUAUCCUGGCUCCAUCGGAUUUACUGCAAAGGCUACCAUGCCCCACUCGCCUAUGGCAGUGUAGAGACGCGCCCGCCUGGAAAGCUAUAAUCGGGACUCUAUCGCCUGUAACCUAUAGGCAAAGCCAGCCAAAGUCCAAGUCCGAGUGGCUUGAAUCCUUACGAGGGCCCGAUAUCUUUCGUCUGAAAGUGACUUUGUUGGGAUCAUAUGUCGACGAAAAAACACUACAGCAUCAGCUGCAGUCUUCACGAUUUUUGCAGUCAUCAUUCAGCUCAUACCUCAAUCCUCCUUCAGAACGCGAUUCUCGAGGUUCAUCUACUCGGGACUAUCGAGGGCUGCCAGACCCUUCUCACGUUGAGAGCCCGCUAUUGAGUUCACUGUUUGAGUCAUUAGAGUAUGAAACCUUUGAAGCUGCCGUUGUUAGCAAUGGCGAGGGUGCGGAAACUCUCAUUCACGUACUUGCAAUAUUAAGACAUGUCCCCCUCAAAAUACUGUACUCCGCUACAGGCUGGGAGACCAACACGGACCAAAUGGCGGCAUCGAGGACGAGCUUGAGGAAUUUCUUUCAACGUAAGAGGGAUACGGCGCGGAAGGUCAUGUGGCAUGCCACGUGCAUCUUUAGGACUACGCGAAAGACGCACCGCUUUGCCUGCUAUGACAUGCUGAGCCUUUGCGUUGCGACAUGCUAUAUCUGGUCAUAUGACCAAUUGCGUCCGGCACCAGUUUGUCAAUCUGAUGGUAUCUCACAGCCGAGAAAGAAACGGCCGAUAAUCCGGCUCGACCAAUUGCAUGAUAAGUCCAAGAUCAAGGAGUGGGUAGAGCACGGUGACAACAGCGACAUUCAUUUGACAGGUGUUGGCAUUUUGAACCAGUCUGACCACGGCGUACGAUUCCUCAAGGAUGUGGAAAGGACAUUCUUCUCUCAGAUCGCUUGGAAGGGCUUGUCUCGUGCUCUUGCUUGCUGCCUUGUCCAAUUGGGACAGAAUGGUGAACAAAUAUUGAUUCCAGAUCCAUGCGAGAUGGGGGAUUGA
Messenger RNA from Pestalotiopsis fici W106-1, 2121 nucleotides. RefSeq lists its product as uncharacterized. Gene Ontology annotation, cellular component: chromatin. Gene Ontology annotation, biological process: regulation of transcription by RNA polymerase II; DNA-templated transcription. Lineage: Eukaryota; Fungi; Ascomycota; Sordariomycetes; Amphisphaeriales; Sporocadaceae. Bases 1 to 2121 code for a protein of 706 amino acids. The record is from RefSeq and is a predicted model, not a curated record. Gene Ontology annotation, molecular function: zinc ion binding; DNA-binding transcription factor activity, RNA polymerase II-specific; RNA polymerase II cis-regulatory region sequence-specific DNA binding. The transcript has 5 exons.